UGCAGAACUUUGUCGCAGUGUAGAAACUGAUUCACUGUUUGGUGAUACAAAUAUUUGCUAACAAGGCCAUCAGAAAACAUAAGGUUCUGAUUGCAUAUACCAAAGCGACAUAUAUGAAACAGUGAUGACUACUUAGUUACUAUAAAAAAGCUGUUGCUCAGCAAAAACAUAACUUAAAGAUACAUUUAUCAAACUGAUGCCACCAAGGUUGCUAUAGGCAGAGGAUCUCAGAUUCUGUGGGAUUAAUAGACAACUGUGUUCAGUUGAAUUCACAAGAAUUGUGGUGUUUGUUUUUGUAAUGAUUAGUCAUGAUACACGCCUCUGUUGUGCAAUCAGCUUGAAGCGGAAGACUAGGAACUCAUUUCCAAGUUGUCAUUUCCUGAAGACUGCAUUUCCUUUGUAUUCUUACUUUGCCUUGCCAGUCCUCUGUACUGGAAUACUCUGGUGACAGGUGAAAUUUUACCAAAGUAACUUUUUUUGUUUAUGUUUUUAGUUAUGUUGAUUUUCAAACCAAGAUAUCAAGGUGUGAGAAUAGGUACCAACUUGGUCAAGGGAUUGUUGGCCGUUUCAAAGGAAUAGACGUAAAGGGGUGGUGUGGACAUCAACAUUUUUUUUUUUUUAUCAGAGGUGUUUGUGUGCUUUGAAAGCUAAUGAGAAUAUUUGGUGAAUUUCUUAACAGAUUAGAACCUUGAGUUUCAGCAUUGGAACCUUGAGUUUCCUUCCUUGUUUGUGAAUCAAAUCCAGAUAGUGAUUUCAAUCAAACAGCUAAAGAAACUGAUCUCAGUCUGGCUUGGAUUAAGCUAUGUCUGUGUAUAGACUGGAGUCAAAGUUAACAAACCGAGGUAAUGGCUCGGAUCUGGACGUCAUCAGAUCCACCCACAGGAGCUCCACCUCUCUCACACUGAUAGGUGAGAUAGCUACCUGACUGGUUCACCUCUGUCAUUCUCCCCUCAGGGGAAGUCUUGGAAAAAAUGAUGAAAAGCCUGUUUGAAACCUGCGCAAAGUAUGGAUUCACGUUGACAUUCAUCAGGUCCACAGUCCCACCCCUUCCAGGAUGCACCCCCCACCCCACCCGGCUCCGUAAGUACUAAACAUGAUGCUGGUCAUCAUAGGUUACACACAUGCUGAAUUGGCUUCUAGGGGCAAAGCCAGACAUUCUGAAGACUUCCCUUCUGCUGGACUGAUGGAGUUGUGGAAAAGCCAAGAGUUGAUCUGUAAACACGGAAGAGAGUGAGACGCUUAAAGCCACGAACAGUCAUGGCCCUACUGUGCCUGAAAAGCCCCCUUAGCUCCUCUUGGUAGAGUUCAGCUAGGGCAUCAUGGGAAAUCACCAUCUAUGUUACUGUCAAGGAAUUCACCAGCUCUCCUCUCAGUUCUCUGAACCACCAGCAGCAGUGGCAGCAGCAGCAGCAGUGCACAGACAGACUUGUCCCUGGGUCUCGCCCCAGUGAGGAGCAAACAGGAAGUUUGGCAGCUGGGGCCGGGAGAGGGAGAGGCCCGGAGGGGGGCGAGUGCUGUGACCAUGCGCAGCCACCUCUGCCUGCUGCUCCUGGUGAACAUGAUGACAUGUGGGCUGGAGGUGUGUCUGGCGGUGGGCACCAUCUACAUCCCCCCGCUCCUGCUGGAGGCUGGGGUGGAGGAGCGCUACAUGACCAUGGUAUUGGGUGUGGGGCCCGUGCUUGGUCUCAUUUUUGUCCCCCUAAUUGGCUCGGCCAGCGACAGCUGGAAGGGUCGCUUUGGCCGGCGCCGGCCCUUCAUUUGGGCCCUGAGCAUGGGCGUGCUGCUGUCGCUGGUGCUUAUCCCGCACGCCACUUCGCUGGCCUCCCUGUUGGCUCUCCAGCGCCCCCGCUGGCUGGAGGUGGGGCUGCUGGUGCUGGGCAUCAUCCUGCUGCAGUUCUGUGGCCAGGCCUGCUUCACACCGCUGGAGGCACUGGUCAGCGACCUGUUCCCCGGUGAGCAGGAGAGCCGCUCGGCCUUCACCACCUUCUCCCUGCUGCUCAGCCUGGGUGGCUGCCUGGGCUACCUGCUGCCCGCUGUCAACUGGAAGGACGGUGUGGCCUCCCUCUACCUGGGCAGCCAGGAGGCCUUCAUCUACAUGCUGCUCACCCUCAUCUUCCUGGGCUGCAUGCUCAGCACGGCCAUGAUCUCGGAGGAGUCGACGGCCAGUGGGGAGGAGAGCGGGGUCAGGAAAUGCAGGAGGCUCAACCGCUGCUGCAGCUGGCUGAUGCCGCUGCGCCUGUGUGGGGCCGCGGCCCGCCUGCUAGCCAUGCUGCCACAGUCCUACCAGAUGUACCAGGGCAUGCCCAGGGUCCUCCGCCGGCUCUUCCUGGCUGACCUCUGCAGCUGGAUGGCCCUGGAGAGCUUCUUGCUCUUCUACACAGACUUUGUGGGUGAGAGGUUGUACCACGGCCAGCCCAGUGCCGUGCCUGGGUCCAAACGGAAGCUGCUUUUUGAAGAAGGUGUGCGAAUGGCCAGCCUCGGCCUGUUCCUACAGUGUCUGACAGCGGUGUGCUGCUCGCUGCUGAUGGAGCGCCUGCUGGCGCGCCUGGGCCCCAAGGUGCUCCUGCUGUGCAGCGUGGGAACACUGACUCUCAGCACGGCUGUCAUGACCCUCUCCCACAGCACCAUCCUGGUCACCACCAUGGCCGCGGCCACCGGCUUCACCUUCUGCACUCUGCAGGUGCUGCCAUAUACCCUCAUCUGUCUAUAUCACUCCAACAAACAGGUGUUCUUCCCUAGCACUGUGAGAAAACAUUCAACCACUAGCAAAGACACCUCUUCCACACAAAACGAACAUCUGGGGGGGCCCUGUCCAUCAGCUUGUAUCCUCCACCUACCCAAGCCAGAGAUGGAGCACCCCAGCUCCUCUAGAGGGAUGUGUCUGGACCUGGCGCUGCUGGACAGUGCGUACCUGCUCUCCCAGGUUGUGCCCUCCCUACUCAUGGGUUCACUGGUUCAGCUCACCCACAACGUGAACGCCUACAUGGCCAGCUCCUGUGCCCUCAGUCUGCUGGCGGUGGGGGUCUCAUCGCGGAUCGUCUUUGACCGGAGGGACAUGGAGCUGCUUCAGUAAUGCAAUGGCUGAAAGCAAAUUUCUUCAGGGCAAAAUAUUUUAGGAGGAAAAUAUAGGAGGGGACGUUUAGAAAAGGAAUGUUACCGAACUGUAAAAUCAGGCCUCUGCAGCCCUGAACUGAAAGCUUUUGAACAAUCAAAGGGAUCUUUGAGAAAGAUUAUCUGCGUAUAGAGUAACCUAGACAUGUUGACUUUUUUUUUUAUGCCUUUAAUGCGACAGGAUAGUGGAGAGUGACAGGAAGUGAGUGGGAGAGAGAGUUG
Messenger RNA from Alosa sapidissima (American shad), 3333 nucleotides. RefSeq names its product solute carrier family 45 member 3. Gene Ontology annotation, biological process: transmembrane transport. NCBI's taxonomy places the organism in Eukaryota, Metazoa, Chordata, Actinopteri, Clupeiformes, Clupeidae. The transcript has 5 exons. The record is from RefSeq and is a predicted model, not a curated record. Gene Ontology annotation, cellular component: membrane. Gene Ontology annotation, molecular function: sucrose:proton symporter activity. The coding region runs from base 1523 to 3073 and encodes 516 amino acids.